Phytophthora nicotianae INRA-310 is the source of this 4063-nucleotide messenger RNA. RefSeq lists its product as hypothetical. The record is from RefSeq and is a predicted model, not a curated record. NCBI's taxonomy places the organism in Eukaryota, Oomycota, Peronosporomycetes, Peronosporales, Peronosporaceae. Gene Ontology annotation, molecular function: transcription coregulator activity. The transcript is spliced from 2 exons. Gene Ontology annotation, cellular component: mediator complex. The coding region runs from base 142 to 3951 and encodes 1269 amino acids. Gene Ontology annotation, biological process: regulation of transcription by RNA polymerase II.
AUCGAUACUAUUUGCGUCCGCGCCCGCAUACCAAAAUUCAUACCAUCGCCUUGUCCUCGGGCUUGUGGCAGUGCGUGAAGAAGUCUCUUGCCACUCUUUGAGCUUCUGGGUGAACCUUCUCGUCACGUUAGGCUUCUCAAAAUGGAGCGAGCACGGUCCGCUCCGACGCUCACGACCAAUUGCUUCGCGCUUUGCGAGCUACUGUCUCUGCAAUGGCACGUGUACAGCGUCGCGCCAGUAGAAGAAACAGGCAAGAAGAAGACGAACUCCAAGAAGGCAGCCAAGUCCGGGCCCAAGCAGACCGAAGACGCGGCUCUGUCGAUCUUUCACCAACGUCUACAGCAGCGCAACGCUGUGUGUGUCCUCAACGAGGCCAAACAGAAGGAGGAGGACACUACACCGCCCUCCUCCGAGCUCUGGGUGUUCAUAGUCAACGGUAUGCAAAGUGCAGUUCCUGUUGAGCCUCCCACAGGCGUCUGUGAGACCGCCACAGGCUCCUGGUCGGACUCUACAACGUCUCUUGAUAAGACUAUUCAGAAGCAGUUUUUCGCUGCUCUGGGCUCCGUUUUGAGCAAGAAAUUAGUCGCCCAGGAGGAGUUUAUACUGACCGACGACGGAUUCUACGAGCCUAACGAUGCCAAGUUCGUUUUCCGCUGUCCAUCGCUGACCAAGCUGAACCAUGUGGAAGUGUACCUUGAGGAGGAGAUCCCAGUGCCGGUUUUUCAGUUGCAUUUUCAGUUGUUUGAGCCGAGUCAUUUACUGACUGUGACGCUGGAUGUGGUGAGGAGAGAUGGCGCAUUGACGUCGCUUGGUGACGAAUUGGGGGACCCGAGGUGCUCGUGGGAGCGACUUAUGGGUCUACCGUCACAAAAAGACCACUCGGUGGUGGAUGUGUGGCAUCUGAAGGACGGUUUGGUGCCGCGUAUAGUUGCUGAGACCAAGUAUACGGAUGUGUCGCCCUGGUUCCGUGCUGUCUCGAAGCGGAGGCAUAGGCGGAGGAUGGAUGAUAGCGACGGCAGUGGACACGAAGACGAGGUGAAGAAGGAUGAGAACGAAGAAGACGCAGAGGAAGAAGAGGAAGACAAUAACCAGGAAGCAGAGGUGGAAACGGACGAAUUGCUGCGACGUCCUGUGGCCACUGGAGCAGCCAAAGCCAAACGAAAGCGUGAGAGCGCCGACUCCACAGAGAACGACGAGUCUUUUGCUCCUGUGUCUCCAGACACUCACGUUAAUACGCCUGAUGCUACUGGCCCGAUCAUCCGGAUGACACUUCCUCAUGACGACGAGCUGCAGUUGCAUGUAGACUCUGAAGUUCGGCGCUUUAAACGGCGGCGAAGAGGCUACAAAGUGAAGGCUGGCAAGGAUACAACGUUUUCCUUGACAUUUGGACCAGUCAAAGCCAAUGGAACUGGCCCAAAUAUCAAAACCGAGCCGUCAGUGCUCAGUAAUAAUGGCGUGAAGGGACCUGCACUGAACCCUGCCCAACUCUUCUCCAUGGCGAGGGCAUCUCUGUCGAAAUCCGAGCCCACAAUCACUAGACCGAAGCAUGAUACCAAGCCUCUGAGUGUGGCUGUAUCUCUAGUGGAGUCGCUCUCUCAUAACGAGCAACAGGAGGCGCUGGAUGGUCGACCUGUGAAGACCCAUCCUUUGUUACAGGCAUUGCAAGACUACGUCGACGAUGAAGCCAAGAUGAUGGAGGAACGUUUGACUGCAAGUGUAUCGGCCAAAGUCAAGUUCUUGCCCAACGCAGAGGCGUUUAUGCCGCCCCCACUUCGAGCGACUGUAGGUCGCCUCUCAAUAAACCGGGCAACUGCUGAGCAGCUGCGUCUACGUCUGUACUCGGACCGCUUCAAGUUCUGGAGAUCCGAGUAUACAAAGCUGCAGUACCCGAAGAAUCGCCAGCAGAAGAAAGAACAACGGCGUCGUCUCCUGCUCGACUUUGACGAAGCUGCGUUCGAAGAACAAGCGCGCCAGGAAUCGCUGAGAUUAUGGAGCGAUUCCGAUUGCUUCAAGCUGCGCGACGCCGAACUUUCACUUGGAAUUCAGAUGUCAGCGUCCGAUGCGAUGGUGACGUGGCGACAAGAGCCGAACGGGACUGAAACGUGGUCUGCACACUCGAAUCUCCAGGUCACAACGGCAAAUUCUGCGGAGAAGGACGAGGUGGCGGACCGCGUGCAGCCAUAUAUACAGAGUCUGAUUUUGCUGCUGAAAAAGAGGGACAAGAACGAAAGCGACGUUAGAAAAGCCGGACGUGAUCGACGAUGGAUGAGCUUUGAGGACUACACGCAAGCUCCGACGAAGACGAGCGACGUGAGGAGAAUAGAACGCGUCCGGGUGGAAGAACCAAGAAUUUGUGUGUCCACGCUGGAGUCGAGCUACCAUGUCGAACCCGCUAUCAUUUCGGAAUAUUUAUUGCGCGAUCUGCAUCCAGUAGCGGCGCCUAAACCAGUGGACUACGUGAUCGUCUGUCCGCAGUCUCCAUCACAGUGGCUCGCAUCCCUCGCGCUCUCGUACUUCACGUGCUUUCGCAGCAUGUACGCACAAUGCCACAUGGGCGAUUUGGCCCCAAUCGAUCUGAGCUCGGUGGAAGGAAAUCACUAUGCGAACGUGGACGCUUCCAACGGACUGUUACUUGUGGACUGCGCGGAGAGUAUGAAGGACCCUUUCGCUAAUUUCCGCGCCGCUGGGAAAGUUUUAAACCCUGUGCUGUCGUCCGGUGCGAUCAAAAAGACACAAGCUUUUUCCAGAUCAGCCGUGGGUAAUGUGGUGUAUUUAGUGGCUCCGUUCCGUCGAAGCGAUGUGAAGCACAAAAUGUGGGCGUUGGGUGCUUUUUCGAGUGGGUUAUUUGGAACGCAAAGCAUCGCUGAAGUCAACGGGUGGAAAGACAGUGUGACGAUAGAGAUGGUAUACUUGGACGACUUGUAUGAAGUGGAGGUGAACCCAAGUCCGUUCAUGCUGAUGCCCAACUGCUUCGGUCUGUACGACCGUGUGUGUGAGAACGUGAACCUUAAACCGGUCGAUGGGGGUUCCAGUGGUGCAGGACGAUCACGUUUCCUUUGCGAGAGGCUGUAUCACUUGGCAGAUUGGCGGACAGAUGCGUCUACUGUCGAUCAGGAAGGUGAAAAGGAGCUGUCAUACGUUUAUGGAGGAUAUUUACUCUCAGAAGAUCGAAAGUGGAUCGCAUGUAGCUGUACUGAUGCGGUUGGCUCCGUUCUUGAAACAUACAUGAUCUCGGUAAAAGAAGACGAUAAGGGACUGGAAAGCGCGCUAGUUGAGAUGAUGCUGAAGAUGCUCCAGUUUUUCUCGCUCUUCGGUGACAAGAGUGUGCUCGUGGUCACACGACUGACCUUGUCUGGUGCUUCUAUGGACGAUCAAGAGCAGUCAGCGUGGGAGCAAUUGCGGUCCAAUCGGUUGGAGACGUUGAUACCUUCAGCGUAUAGGCCGCUACUAUCGUGCGUUUUACUCGUACAACUUACAGCGGCGUCGUACGAUGAGGUGCAGUUACGCGAAGAUCCGUCCUCAACGGCGCUGUACGUGUCCGACAAUCUCGGAUUCGCCGUAAUUACUCCUCGGGAGAACACAGCAGCUCGUGAUAGUAGCCGCGCUGUGUAUUUUACAGGCAGCGAUGCAUGGAAGACCACCACUUUAUUACACGGCCAACACACACUGGCUCGGAAGCGGGAGGCGAGAGUACUCAAGGUGACUCUGGUGCAUAUAUUAUUGGAGGAGGACACCGCUUCCAAGGACGGCGAAGUGACAGAGUCAGCGUCGCCCAGUAUGAUGACUGCUAUCUUGAGAGAUUUCCACGCGCAGUCGUAUUUGACGAUGCACCCGAUCACGAUGGAGAGACAGUCGCCACUGCCUCACCACCUCGCAGCGAUCUCGAAAAUUAGCCGUGAGUUGCAGGUACUGGAGACCCAAUUGACAACAGACCCCUUGCAGAUGCGGUAAUUAAAUGGAGUGAACACUUUACAGCCGACAGGUUCAUUACGCGGCUCAGUGAGAUAAUGUAUUGCCGUCUUAAUACAACUAGAUUGUGUGAGUGCAUUCGAUAACUUUUUCA